Messenger RNA from Conger conger (European conger), 2664 nucleotides. RefSeq names its product ras-related protein Rab-27A. Gene Ontology annotation, cellular component: secretory granule; melanosome. Gene Ontology annotation, biological process: positive regulation of exocytosis; melanosome transport. Lineage: Eukaryota; Metazoa; Chordata; Actinopteri; Anguilliformes; Congridae. The transcript is spliced from 6 exons. The coding region runs from base 178 to 849 and encodes 223 amino acids. Gene Ontology annotation, molecular function: GTPase activity; GTP binding. The record is from RefSeq and is a predicted model, not a curated record.
CGGAGGUCUCAACAUCCUGGGUUAGUAUACCGAAGGAGGGGCUCUCCAGUAAAACGGGAAGUAAUUUUGCAUUGGUGAAAAAUAUAUAAUAACUUUACACGACAUUAAAACUCCGAAGGCACAGUUGAUUGAACUGCGCGGCGAAACAAAGUAGCAGGUCAGAAAUAGUCGCUCAAUAUGUCUGAUGGGGACUAUGAUUACCUCAUCAAGUUCCUUGCCCUCGGCGACUCUGGAGUGGGAAAGACCAGUUUUCUCUACCAGUAUACGGACAGCAAGUUCAACUCCAAGUUCAUCACGACAGUGGGCAUCGAUUUCAGAGAAAAAAGACUGAUGUACAAAUCCAAUGGUCCGGAGGGAACCUUGGGUCGAGGACAGAGGAUUCACCUUCAGCUGUGGGACACAGCGGGACAGGAGAGGUUUCGCAGUUUGACGACAGCUUUUUUCCGAGACGCCAUGGGUUUCCUCCUCCUGUUCGAUCUCACUAACGAACAGAGCUUCCUCAAUGUCCGAAACUGGAUGAGCCAGUUACAGAUGCAUGCCUAUUGUGAGAAUCCAGACAUAGUGCUCUGUGGGAACAAGUUUGACCUGGACGACCAGAGGGCGGUGAGGGAGGAGGAGGCCCGGGGCCUGGCGGAGAAGUACGGAGUCCCGUACUUCGAGACAAGUGCAGCGGAUGGCCAUAACGUAAGCGAGGCGGUGGAGGUCCUACUGGACCUCAUCAUGAAGAGGAUGGAGCGAUGCGUGGACAAGUCCUGGAUGCCAGACAGCACGCUGCGGUCCAACGGGCACAACGGCAAUGAGAAAAUGGCUGAGGAGGCCAGCCCACAGAAGAGCAAGUGCGGUUGUUAACGUGGAAGCCACCAAACUGCUUUUUUUUACAACAAGUUCCACCUGUUGCCUCACCCUUAAAAUGUUCCACAAACUGUUUACCAAAUGUGGUACUGUGUGAUUUGUAUCCAGCCGGAGCAGUUUUUUUGUUUUGCAAUGAACAUAUUUUCACUUUUACACUGCUGCCUGACAACUGACUGCUACCGCAGUUUAUAUCAAUGCUUCAGGAAAAGCUUUUUGUGAAAUAAUGUGGGUGAACUGUAUUUGUAAUUUUACUUUUAGUAAUUAUGUUUAAUGGUAUUUAUAAUCCAGGUACGGAGCUGGAUGAAGUGCCUUUAUCAACAACAAUCCGUUAAGAAAAACAUCACCAAAUGCGCAGAGUAGAAAACUUUAGAAAUGUGUUACUGUCCUCUGAAUUUCAAAAAAGCUGAAGUCGGUGCCAUCGUAGUGUUGUGUUCAUUGUGCACACUUUAACCAUUUCGGUAGGAAACUGCAUCUGUCCUCAUCUUGCAAUACAUGGUUUAUUGCUGUUUUCAAGUGGCUUGACACACACUUUAUUUGAUGAAGAACUGCCAACUUCUUAAUAAUAACACGUGAGACAUAGUGCCAAAUAAUUCAGCAGUGAUUAUCUGUCAUCUUGGCCUCAUUUUUCAGAUUGUAUUAUAUUUAGGGUGUAUAUGUCAUUGGUGUCUUUUCCGAGGUUAUUAUAACCUAGGGCUCUUAUAUGUGGUAAUAUCCAUGUGUUUCAUGGGGUGAGAAUUUGUUUUUUGUGUUUGUUUCCAAUGUAUAUUUGUGUCUUGUUCUAUAAUUAAUCCCAGUACUAUGUCUAUAGAUUGGAAAGCUGUGGACAUGAUCUUACUAUUACUGUCACGUGUACUGGUUUGUUUCCAACACUGCAUUAAUGCCAAAACACUCUCUUGAUGUCAAAUAUAUUAACUAUGGUCUUGUUUGUUUUUCAUGCAUAUUGUGUUGCACACUUUAAAGUGAGUUCAUUUUCUUCUGAACUACAGCUUGAAUACAUAAAAUAUCAAAGUCCAACCUUCUGGUCUCUUAGAAAAAUAUUAUGUUUAUUAUAUACAAUGGUCAUUGGUCGAAGAUCUGAUAUUUAGUCAGAACAGAAAAUAGCUUAAUUAUAAAAGCUUAAUUAUAAAAGGCAUAGUAAGAGAUAAGACAUCACCAGUGUAUUCAUAUGUUUGCAGCCACAAUAACUGAUUACUUACCAUGGCACUGUGCCACCACUAAUUGCAAUUAUCAAGUUAUGAUAAUGAGCAGACUUAUUCCAGAGAGCAGUCUUUCAUCUCUCCAAAUCUGACCAUAGUUUUAAAGAUUGUUUUACAAAUGUAUUUUGUGUAGUGCAGUAAGCCAAGUUACAGGUUGAUGAAAACUGUUGAGUUUGCUUUUUAAGAUAGAAGUUUCGAAUCAUCUUUGUCACAGUUUCAACACUAGGUGAGGGAAUGUGUUAUAUGCACAUGUGGACACUUUUAAAGGAUUGUGAGAUAGUGAGUAAUAGGGUAGGGCUAAUAGUGAGUAAUAGGGCUUUUAGGUUUCCUUUCCCCUCACUUUUAUUCAAUCAUAUUUAUUUGAACCCCCCACCCCCACCCCACCCCACCCCCUUGGUGUUAAGAAUGUAAAAAAUAUAUUUGUGUACAUUAUGAAACUAUUGCCUUUCACAUUCUAAGGAUAUUCUAUAAGUGCCAUAUGUUACUAUACUCCACAAAGACUUAAAUGUAAAAACUUGUGCUGUGCUUCUACAGAAGAAGUGGAGUUGAAUGUCAAGAGAUUGCAUCUAAUCAUUGUGUCACAAUUAUAUUUUUGCAAUAAACACUUGUCACUGAA